This is a messenger RNA of Pleurotus ostreatus (oyster mushroom), 1500 nucleotides long. RefSeq lists its product as uncharacterized. Gene Ontology annotation, biological process: amino acid metabolic process. The coding region runs from base 1 to 1500 and encodes 499 amino acids. The record is from RefSeq and is a predicted model, not a curated record. The transcript has 10 exons. Gene Ontology annotation, molecular function: carboxy-lyase activity; pyridoxal phosphate binding. Lineage: Eukaryota; Fungi; Basidiomycota; Agaricomycetes; Agaricales; Pleurotaceae.
AUGGAUAUCGAGCAGUUCAGGAAAGCUGGCUACCAAGCUAUAGACAGAAUCUGUGAUUACUACUAUACGCUGCAGGACAAAUCCGUCGUCUCCAGCGUAAAGCCUGGCUACCUUCGUGAUAGCUUGCCAGUGGAGGCUCCUGAAGCAGGGGAAGACUUUCAGAAAAUUGCGGACGACUAUCAGAAAUUCAUUAUCCCGGGCUUAACACACUGGCAGCACCCGUCUUUCUUUGCGUUCUUCCCCACAGGAUGUACCUUCGAGGGCAUGCUCGCAGAUCUCUAUGCCUCCAGCACAAUGAACCCCGGAUUCAACUGGGCCUGUAGCCCAGCAUGCACUGAAUUAGAAGCAGUGAUGAUGGAUUGGGCCGCUAAGCUUCUAGGUCUGAGCCCAGAAUUCCUGAAUACGUCUGGCAUAGGCGGAGGGAGCAUGCAGAGUACGGCAUCAGAUUCUGCUUUGAUCGCUGUCGUUGCCGCACGGUCCCUCUAUCAGCGACGGCAUCCCUCUGUCACACAGUCCUCCCUCGUUAUCUAUACUACGACCCAAACACAUUCACUGGGUCUGAAAGCAGGGUUAAUCCUCGGUUUAUCCGUCCGUGCGCUCGAAGUCACUUGGGAGGAUAAAUUCUCCUUGCGAGGGGAGACCCUACGAAAGGCGUUGGAAGGAGACGAGAGGGAGGGCAAAAAGCCCUUCAUCCUGCUUGCCACCGUUGGAACAACCUCGUCUGGAGCGAUCGAUAAUGUAUCGGAGAUAGGGGCAGUCACGAAAGAUUACCCGGACCUUUGGGUGCAUGUUGACGCAGCCUGGGCGGGCGUAGCACUUUCAUGUCCAGAGUAUCGCGAAACACUCCACCUGAAUGCGAUCAACGAACACGCGCAUUCCUUCUGCACAAACUUCCACAAAUGGGGACUUACUAACUUCGAUGCUUCUACGUUGUGGGUUAGAGAUCGCAAAUACCUGACAGACGCUCUUGACGUGACACCUCCAUUCUUGCGAUCUGCUGAGGGCGACGCAGGCACCGUCAUUGACUACAGAAACUGGCACCUCGCUCUCGGACGACGAUUCAGGUCCCUCAAACUUUGGUUCGUCCUUCGUAGCUUUGGCGCAGAGGGCUUCCGAGAUUAUAUCCGGCGAACGAUUAACCUAAAUAAUAUCUUUGCGUCGCUCGUAUCCGCCUCUUCGGUGCUCUCCUUGAUGACCGCUCCUUCUCUCGCACUCUCUGUCUUCCGACUGGACCCCAAGAGUGCUUCUCUGAAUAGCACCAAAGCGCUAUCGCCAGAGACUCUCAACGACUUGAACAGAAUAUACUACGCUCGUAUAUCGGCGCGUAAAGAUAUUCUACUCACCCAGACAGUCUUGAACGGCGCGGUAUGCAUUAGGUUCGCCGUGGGCGCUGCUAGGACAGAGGAAGUGCAUAUUAGAAAGGCGUACCAGCUACUCAGCGAGGAAGGGAAGUUGGCGUUGGAGGAGUGGACGAAGGCAGGUCAGAACGGAAAUGUGUAG